Messenger RNA from Drosophila ananassae, 1320 nucleotides. RefSeq names its product mitochondrial dicarboxylate carrier (gene Dic4). Bases 282 to 1187 code for a protein of 301 amino acids. The record is from RefSeq and is a predicted model, not a curated record. Gene Ontology annotation, molecular function: sulfate transmembrane transporter activity; thiosulfate transmembrane transporter activity; antiporter activity. Lineage: Eukaryota; Metazoa; Arthropoda; Insecta; Diptera; Drosophilidae. The transcript has 6 exons. Gene Ontology annotation, biological process: phosphate ion transmembrane transport; thiosulfate transport.
CUUAAAACUGAUCCUAUGCUUUCUUUAAACUGUCAAAUUGUGCGUUAAAUUCAAAUUCAUUUUGUAAAAUUUUCUUACAAUGCAAAGCAAUGCCUCCCCAAGAGCAAAUUAAUUUUCCUGGACAUAAACCGUAUAUAUCUUUUUCUACUAUCUCAUGUCUUUUAUUUUUAUCGAUCCUAAGAAUUACUUAAUCCCCAAUCAAUCAAAUUUAGUGAUUAGAUUUCCCUUCCCCCUGACCUUUGCCAGCACAAAAACUAUUAAAUGAAUAGUUAAAUGGCGGGAUGUUUGAUGACCUUCGAAUAAACGGAUCGUUGGGAGUUGAAUGCGCCGACAAUCCCGGAGUAAAGUCGCCCCGCUGGUGGUUCGGUGGCGUCUCCUCCUCGGUAGUUGCCACCGUUAUGGCCCCCCUCGACAUUGUGAAGACCCACAUGCAGACCCAAAGUCAGAAGCGCGAUAUUUUGGAAACCGCCCGGAGAAUUUUUGAGAGGCGAGGUUUCGUUGGUUUUUACGAUGGCUUCUCGGCGGCUGUUCUGCAUCAGAUGACAUCGAUGAACAUCCGAUUUUCAGUUUACGAGGCCGGCCGGCAAUACCACUUCGUUGAGGAUGACUCCUACCUUGGUAAACUUCUUUUAGGCCUUGUGGCUGGGGCCUGUGGAUCAAUUUCCGGGAUACCAGCUGAUCUGAUCAACGUUCGGAUGCAAACGGACAUGAAAAAUGCCGAACAUUUGCGUCACAAUUACAAGCACAUCUUUGAUGCCCUGGUGAGAAUUCCCAGAGAAGAGGGCUUUUUGGCGCUAUACAAGGGUGGAUCGGUGGCAACUCUCAAGGCGUCAUUGGGAACUUGCUCACAAAUAUCCUCCUAUGACAUUAUCAAAACGGAAAUGAGACAUCGGCUUGAUAUGCAUGAUAGCGUCCCCCUGCACUUUUUCAGUUCGCUGGUGACCUCCGUAAUUUCAUCCACUCUGACCCAUCCACUGGACGUGAUGAAGACCCUAAUGAUGAGCGGGAGGCCAGGUCAAUACGAAACAUUAUCGCAAGCCGCUCAGCACAUGAUGCGCUUUGGGUAUAUUGGACCAUUUCGGGGUCUGCUUCCUACAAUGGUGCGCAAGGGGCCCGCCACUGUAAUGCUAUUUGUGAUGUACGAACAGUUAAGACUUAAUUUUGGAAAAUGCAGCAUGGGAGAUUAAGAGGGAACAGAUGAAGCCUACAAGCCUCGUUCUAGUGUCUGAUAUCUGGAAGAAAACCAUGCGUUUAGAAAUAAAAUAUAAUUGAGCGGAUCGUUGACCCCGUUCGCUGAGCUCAGCGAAACAUCAACCACAA